Messenger RNA from Orbilia oligospora ATCC 24927, 1665 nucleotides. RefSeq lists its product as uncharacterized. The record is from RefSeq and is a predicted model, not a curated record. Gene Ontology annotation, cellular component: preribosome, large subunit precursor. The transcript is spliced from 3 exons. Gene Ontology annotation, molecular function: zinc ion binding; nucleic acid binding. Lineage: Eukaryota; Fungi; Ascomycota; Orbiliomycetes; Orbiliales; Orbiliaceae. Bases 1 to 1665 code for a protein of 554 amino acids. Gene Ontology annotation, biological process: ribosomal large subunit biogenesis.
AUGACGACACUAGUAGCCUCCCCGACACCGCACCCCCCCACGACGACAUCGCACCCCUACACCUGCAACACCUGCCAGGUCGCCUUCAAGUCGUCCGAUGGCCAGCGAAACCACAUGCACACCGACUGGCACCGAUAUAAUCUAAAAAGAAGAAUCGCAGAAUUACCUCCAAUAACCUCCGAACUCUUCGCCGAGAAGGUCUUGACCUCUCAAGCCGCUGAUCGAGCUGCUCGUGAUCGUGCAAGCUUUGAAAAACCAUGUCAGCCCUGUGGGAAAGUCUAUUACUCUCAAAACGCAUAUAACAAUCAUGUCAACUCUCAGAAGCAUAGGCAGAGAGUUCAUGCUCUUACGAGGUCUGGUUUGAUUAAUGAUGGAACUGAAAGUGUUAUGAGUUCUACUUUUUCUAUGGACGACACCGAGGAUGGGACUUCUACGCCUGUUCCUCCUGCUUCUUCUGCUGUCAAGGAGGAGGAUGCUGCUGCUGCCAAAGCUGAGCUGUCUUCUUUAGUCUCCAACCUCUCUAUAUCAAACUCUUCCAAACAACCACCAAACUCGCAAAUCGAUAAAGGAAAGGAAGAUGAUGAGGAAGACGACGAAAGUCUCCCUUCCCUGCCGAUAACGGAAUGUCUCUUCUGUGCUCAACCAUCUCCAACUCUUCAACAAAAUCUCACCCAUAUGUCAAAACUUCACGGCCUCUUCAUCCCCGAACAACCAUUCCUUGUUAAUCUAGAAGGUCUAAUCCGCUACCUCGGUCAGAAAAUCUUUGUAGGCCACACAUGUCUCUAUUGCAACAAAUCAAAGGGUGGAUUGGACGGCAUAAGAACCCAUAUGCGAGAUAAAGGUCACUGUAUGAUCGCCUUCGAAACCGAAGCCGAAAUGCUAGAAAUAGGUGAAUUCUACGAUUUCAGGUCGACCUACAACCCAGAUGACGAAGAAGACGAAUGGGAAUCCGAUGAAGAUGGAGAGGAAGGUGAGGGACAAGAAACAUGGGAAGACGAAAUGGGUAAUAAAACAGCAGCCGACAAAUCCUGGGAAACAGACUCCGACGCUUCCUCCUGCGAUUCUGCUGAAAUCGGUUCCUUAAAGGUAGCUUCGGUACUAGGGGAGGCCGGAGGACCCGGUAAAGGUCGAAAACUAUCUCACCACAGAACCAGCAGUUCUCACCACUUGGAAGAUGGAUGGCAUUCCCAUGCUCAUAGCCACAGCCAUACACACGCUUCUCACCUUCCGCAUCAUCAUAUGCAAGCUGUGUAUGUAACGGAGACGGAAAUGCACCUUGGUAACGGCCGUAGCGUGGGUCAUAGAAGUUUGGCUAGAUACUACCGUCAAAACCUGCGUGAUCAUCCAUCAUACGGCGAACAGGAGCGGGAUGCACUAGCCAUCGAAGACGGCGAUGCAGAGGAAGCUGCUGACGAAGGGGAAACUGAAGAAGGAACGGAUACAAGGUUAACACAAGCUCAACGACGGGCCAACAAAGCUGCGCUUAUCAGCCGAGGAAAUGGGGGUCAAGGACUAGCAUUGGCCAGUAAAACUGCUAAAGAACGAGCAAAGAAGAUGGAAAAGAAUGAUAAAGCGUUCGAACAGCGGGGUAGAGACAGAUUCCAUGCCAAGAUUGAGAAACAAGCCAACAAACAGAAGCAUUAUCGGGAUCCACUUCUCCAGUGA